GCCCCCGUGUUCAGCAUCCCGAGCAGCAGAAUGAGCGGAGAAUGCGGCGCUCGGACGUUCAGCUGUCAUUAACUCCUCAUUAGAACAGGUGGGAGCGAUCCUGUCGUGUUUAUCAGACGCUUAUAUCGGGACUAAACCCUCCCUCUGAGCGCUGGUCAGCAGCUGAGAAGGAAGAUCUCACUGGUAGACGGCAAGAGGAGAAGUGGAAUGGCAGGAGGACGAAGAGGAGCAAACAGAACGACGUACUGUCGUUCCCCGCUGGGCGGUGAAACGGGAUCCGUCAACAAUGGGAACCACUCCACCAGCUCACCUGUAACUGGCGUGAGGUCUCGAACCAGGAAUGGUUCGGGAACUGGAAUGUCCAGCCCUCCUCUGGCUACGCAGACGGUGGUUCCGCUGAAGCACUGUAAGAUCCCUGAACUGUCUGUGGACAGAAACAUCCUGUUCGAGCUGCACCUCUUCUUCUGCCACCUUGUAGCACUGUUUGUGCACUAUGUCAACAUCUACAAGACAGUGUGGUGGUAUCCGCCCUCACACCCCCCCUCCCACACAUCACUGAACUUCCACCUGAUUGACUACAACAUGCUGGUGUUCACCAUCAUUGUGCUGGCCCGCCGGCUGAUAGCAGCCAUAGUGAAAGAGGCGUCUCAGAGUGGGAAGCUGUCCUUCCCUCACUCCAUCUUCCUGGUAACUGCUCGGUUUGCAGUGCUGACCCUCACUGGCUGGAGUUUAUGCCGUUCCCUCAUUUACCUCUUCAGAACCUACUCAUUCCUCAGCCUUCUCUUCCUCUGCUAUCCGUUUGGAAUGUACAUCCCUUUCUUCAGACCCAGCUGUGAACUCCGACGGGCUGGACCCCUCUCCCCCAUCGCCACCAUCGCCUCCAAAGAGGUAGGGGGCAACGGUGGCUCUCUGGGGCGUGGAGGGAGGGACUACUUGUCUGUGCUGAAGGAGACAUGGAAGCAGCACACAAGCCAGCUGUACAGUGCCCAGCCCAUGCCCACCCAUGCCUGUUGCCUUUCCCCCGACCUCAUCCGCAAAGAGGUGGAGUACCUGAAGAUGGACUUCAACUGGAGGAUGAAGGAGGUGCUGGUCAGUUCCAUGCUUAGUGCUUACUACGUGGCCUUUGUACCUGUCUGGUUUGUCAAGAGCACUCAGUAUGUGGAUAAACGCUGGUCCUGUGAACUCUUCAUCCUUGUGUCAGUCAGCACGUCCGUCAUACUGAUGCGGCACCUCUUACCCCCGCGCUACUGCGACCUGCUCCACAAAGCGGCAGCUCACUUGGGCUGCUGGCAGAAGGUGGACCCUUCGCUCUGCUCCAAUGUCCUCCAGCACAUAUGGACAGAAGAAUACAUGUGGCCACAGGGAGUGCUGGUCAAACACAAUAAAAAUGUGUAUAAGGCCAUGGGCCACUAUAAUGUAGCAGUACCCUCAGAUGUCUCACAUUAUCGUUUCUAUUUUUUCUUCAACAAACCACUUCGAAUAUUGAAUAUCCUCAUCAUCUUGGAAGGAGCAAUGAUAUUCUACCAGCUAUAUUCACUGAUGUGUUCAGAAAAAUGGUACCAGACAAUAUCAUUAGCGCUCAUACUCUUCAGCAACUACUAUGCCUUUUUCAAACUGCUCAGAGACAGAAUAGUGCUGGGAAAGGCCUACUCAUACUCAGCAUCCUCAGAUCACAAGGUCAGUUAGAGGGGGGCUAAGUUAUCAUCGGACGAGCAUUGCAGAAGAGCAAAAAGCAUGCAUGAGAGCUUUUUAUUUUUUCUAUAACUGCAUUUUUUGUCACUCUGAUUAUGUUCUGAUCUGCCAUGAAAUAAAAAAGAAAUAUUUUUGUAUUCCUUCA
Molecule: messenger RNA, 1837 nt
Organism: Pygocentrus nattereri (red-bellied piranha)
Lineage: Eukaryota; Metazoa; Chordata; Actinopteri; Characiformes; Serrasalmidae
Gene: tmem39b
Product: transmembrane protein 39B
Exons: 9
Coding region: 208-1686 (492 amino acids)
Cellular component (GO): membrane
Source: RefSeq, a predicted model, not a curated record